Molecule: messenger RNA, 881 nt
Organism: Microstroma glucosiphilum
Lineage: Eukaryota; Fungi; Basidiomycota; Exobasidiomycetes; Microstromatales; Microstromataceae
Exons: 1
Coding region: 39-830 (263 amino acids)
Source: RefSeq, a predicted model, not a curated record
CCACAUCUCCUCUUACACUACCACGCCACUCCCCCACGAUGUUGAGCAGACUCCAAAUCUGUCUCGUCAUGAGCGUCCUGCUCGUCAUGACAGCCUCCCCCGUGCUGUCCACCAGGAGCAAUUCAGGAGCAUCUUCACCAGCCUCCUCCAUUGGCUCUCCAGACUUCAUCGACGUUGCCCCCGGUGCGCAACCUCUACCGCACGUUCCAGCGCCCGCACAUCACUUCUACCCGUACAAUGCAGAGCACUACACUGUCAGGCCGAGCAAUCGGCCUCCGGACUCGAGGGAGACGACACAGACCUUCUCUCCUCCGCGUAGGCCUGCACCAAGACCCGAUCAGGCAGGACCAUCUCGUCCGGCGCAGCAGGGACAGACUGUCGUCUCGCCACCACGCUGGAGGCACUACCCUUCUAAUCCAGCAGGCUGGACUCAAAUGCGGUUCUCUCCUCAGAGGAAUCCGGCAGCAUGGAGUGGACAUGCGUCGCCGUCACAGAGGAAUUCGCCAUCCUCGAGACACUCGUCGCCGUCGCAGAGGAAUUCGCCAUCCUCUAGACACUCCUCGCCAGGGCAGAGGAACUCCCCACCCUCCAGACACUCGCCCCCGGCGAGAGCCCAUUCGCCACAAUGGUGGCCAACACCACCUCGCGGACACUCUUCAAGACCAAUCAAUGUCGCUCCUAGCAGCGGGACACAGCAGUUCCCUAUGAAUCUCCCAUCAGGACAUGUCUAUCGGAUCCCGCGAGAGCGUACUGGUGGGGGUAGCAAGGCGAAGAAGGUGCUCAAGAAGAUUGGUGGCUGCUUCACUGGCAAGGGCUUGAGUUGCGGAUGAGAGGAAAGAUGCGUUCAGAUUGGGGCCCUGUAUGUAGUGAGUCCGCUAAGG